This is a messenger RNA of Astyanax mexicanus (Mexican tetra), 2737 nucleotides long. RefSeq lists its product as uncharacterized. The record is from RefSeq and is a predicted model, not a curated record. Bases 343 to 1539 code for a protein of 398 amino acids. Lineage: Eukaryota; Metazoa; Chordata; Actinopteri; Characiformes; Acestrorhamphidae. The transcript is spliced from 2 exons.
UUGAAAAAAUAAGACAGAUUAAUCGAUUAUCAAAAUAAUCGUUAGUUGCAGCCCUAUAUAAAAUGUUUACAUGACAUAAAAUAUGGAUGUAAGGAAAACACAAAUAUUCAAAUUAUGAAUAAUAGCUUCAAUAAAACUUUAGCUAUAAAGGAACCUGUCACCCAAAAUUUUAUUUUAUGAAAGGACAUACAACUAAAAAAGAAACAGCUUUAAAACACCGUCAUAUUUGAAAAACAACAAAAAAGCAAAAGCCUAAACCACAGCAUCAACAAAAAAAACAUCAGUUAUAUUGACUUACAAUACACAGAAACCCCCAUAAACACCUAAGGCAUAUUAUUUCUGAUGUGUCCAAACAUUAAACUGUGUCUCUUCUGCUUAGUGAUCAGUACUGCAAAUUUAUUCUUCAAAGUGUAUUUAAUCUAUGUUUCUGUUUGCAUUUUAGGUUUCAGAGAACAUCAGGGAUAUGACAUCCAGUGCACAAAACAGACACUAAUAGAGGUGACUCAGCUGCAGUUCACUGCCAAGCCGCCAAGAGGAGAACUGCCCUUAACGAUUGCAGAUCUGAGCCCCAGACAGUUGGUAGGCACACUGGAAGCUGCAGUGUGCAGUAUGGAUGACUCACCAACCAUGGUGAACAUCAGACAGUCACAAUGCGAAGUACUGAACUGCUGCAUUGGAGACAGAACCGGCAGAAUACAACUGUCGUUAUGGGACAAUCAGAUGUCCAUGGUCAAAGAAGGACAAUCCUACACUUUCACAAACCUGUCAACAAGAAACUUUAUGGGACAACUGGUUUUAACAAGCACUCGCCAGACAAAAAUUCAGUCCCUUGACCGUACACUUGAAGUUGCAGUUGAACAAGGCACCUGUGACUCUCAGAAGUCCUUGAAACAGCUCAAUUCCAAUGUAGUGGGUGCACAAAUAACUGUCAAAAAACAGUGCCCCACGUGCCACACUGCACAGCACAUUGACAACUCAAAGGAGGUCUACCAUAGAUGUCAAACGUGUAAAAUGUUGCGUCAAACUAAAAGCUACACCACCAAAUGCAGUGGUUUGCUUCUUUUUGAGACAUGUGAAGGUGAGAUUACUAUGAACAUCUCACACUCGAUCAUUUCAAAGUUCAUUCAGCCAGCAGGCUGUAUUGAUGCAAUGGACUCUCAGGACAUUGAGGAAAGCUUCCUUGGGGCUGGCAUCUUGGCAGUCACGUACACACAUGACAACAACAUUGCAGACAUUCAGCAAAUGGUGUCUGAACACCAUACACUUCCUAAGGAACAAGGUGACAGCCAAACCCUUGUGACUGACACAUCUACAGAAGAACAUGACAACGAUGAAGAGUUAGCAGCUUGUGCUGUAUCAGCGCAUGAGUCAGUUCUCAAAUCAGAGGACAAACUGCCCUUGAUUGUUCAGCAACCACUGGACAACGUCAUCAGUGAGAUGGACAAAGCAACCCCUGAGUGCCAAGGACCUAAAACUGGUGACCUUCACACAAUUCCAACUGUUACUCGCAGCAAACAAAAAAGCUGUAACAAAAAAUAAUUGAAGAACUUUGAAAAACGAGUUGGCACACCACAAAAAUGUGUACCUGAGGAACCAUCUUCAUCAGCAUGCGAUGAGGACUACAUUGACAGCCUUGACAGUCUGUACAAAACCUGACCAGUGCGCGCUUCGAUCUAACAAAACUUGGUGAUAGAGCUGUACACAUUCACAGUGACACUAACCAAGUUUGUUCUUAAGUAACAAUCUUUAGUUUAUUUAUGUAGAACAUAUGCUGCCUUGUUUACGUUGAUAAUGUUGUUGUAUGCAUAUUUGUUAUUGCUUAAAGGAGAACUCCGGUGUAGUAAAACAUGAUAAACAGUACUUACCUUUACUACCGUUUUCCCACAGCUUUUCGAGAUACAAAAUGUUUUCCAUUUUUGCCGUAUGGGCUCCAGAAUGGAUGGCACAGGGCAUCAGUUUUCCCCCGUAGAUAAAAUUGCUGUUUACACUGUUAUCUAGAUCAACGUAACUCCACGCCUCAGUGGUAGAAUCUGGAGAGCCCUGACAUUUAAAAUGAGGCAUUAAGAAUUUAAAAAAUGAACAAAAAUGCAAUACAAUCUUUGUUUAUGUUUGUAGCAGAAGCUAGUUCUCUGGGCGCCGCCAACUUAAAGUAAAGCCAGAGAUAUUUUCAGUCAGGAGACUGAACAAUUAGGUAGUAGAAGGCUAUACUAUUUGCUCAGUCAGCCAACUAUAAAAUAUCUCAGGCUUUACUGUAAGAUGUAAGAUCUAGGUUACACCGUGAAAUGUAAACAAUGGCUUUUAUUGCGUUUUUAUGCAUUUUUAAAGUUCUUAAUGCUUUGUUUUGGACGUCUUGGCUCUCCGGAUUCUACCAGUGAGGUCUGGAGUUACGUUUGAGUCUGGAUGACGGUGUAAAAAGCGAUUUAUCUGCGGGGGUAAAAAGAUGCGCCAUAACGCCCAUUCUGGAGACCAUAUGGCAAAAAUGGUAAAUAUUCUGCAUUCUGGAAAGCUCUGUGAGAACGUGGGUUUGAUAUUUGGCAAAGGUUAGUAUUCUUUUUCAUGUUUUACUACAGCCAAAGUUAAUUUCACACUGAAGUGACUGAAGUCCCAGAGAAGUUGUUUGUUUUUAAUUGGUUGAAAUGUGUAACAAGUUUUCACAGUUUGCUUAUUUAAGACUGUUUGUCUUUAUAUUUUGUACUUUUUUGUGCUAAUUGCUUGUAUUAAACAAUUAACAUGCUUA